Molecule: messenger RNA, 2073 nt
Organism: Pipistrellus kuhlii (Kuhl's pipistrelle)
Lineage: Eukaryota; Metazoa; Chordata; Mammalia; Chiroptera; Vespertilionidae
Gene: LTB4R2
Product: leukotriene B4 receptor 2
Exons: 2
Coding region: 745-1821 (358 amino acids)
Biological process (GO): inflammatory response; neuropeptide signaling pathway
Cellular component (GO): membrane
Molecular function (GO): leukotriene B4 receptor activity; G protein-coupled peptide receptor activity
Source: RefSeq, a predicted model, not a curated record
UUUUUCUUGUAACCUGGUGCAGCCUAGGAAUGUGGUCUCUUCAUGGUUGUGUGUGUUAACUCCUCAGCCAGGUUAUAUGCCCCUCAGGCCUCCAAGCAUCCCCCCAGGCCCCACAAGAUUUAGCACCGUGCUUUAUACUGAAAGCUGUCAUUGACAGCCCAGUGGGAGCCCUGGGGGUGGAAUGACUGGGGCAGAGCCCAAGGCCAGAGGCGAGAGGGGUAGGUAGGAAGCUGAGGAAAAAGCAGGCUCAGCAGGAUUAGGAGUCUAGAAACAGGGAAAGAAAAGAGCAGCAGGGAAAGUGAGUAGUUUGGGUCACCUUUUAUGCUGAGUGCAGACCAAGGAGGCCAGAAAGCAUAAGGCUGCAGGGUGAGGGGGGUUGGGACCAGAGCUGGGGGAGGGAUCUGCACAGAAACAGGACCCAGGGUCAGGAUUCCGCAGUGUCCCUACUCACCCACCUACACAACCAGGGAGCCUUAUCUGCACCCCUUCACUUAUCCUGUUUCCUGGGAGGCAGGACCUCACAUGCCUGGACGAGUUAAUGAUGGGAAGGAAUACGAUGAGGGAGGGGCCCCAGGCAAGGCCCCACCUUAAUCCUCCCCAUUCUCGCCUCACCCACUGCACAUCUGACAGGCACCGGACAGGAGUAGGCACCAAGCCCAUAGCUGUUUGCCUUUCAGCCUCCCCAGGACUCUUGUGGACCCUCACCCUGCUAGCUCGAAGCUGGCCCCCUGUAGGUACAGAAGGAUGACAGACUGCUACCGCCCCCCGGGGAACGAGACGCUGCUGAGCUCUCCCGCCUCGCGGGCCACAGGCACGGUCUUCCUGCUGCUGGCGGCGCUGCUGGGGCUGCCAGGCAAUGGCUUCGUGGUGUGGAGCCUGGCAGGCUGGCGGCCCGCGCGGGGGCGGCCGCUGGCGGCCACGCUGGUGCUGCACCUGGCGCUGGCGGACGGCGCGGUGCUGCUGCUCACGCCGCUCUUCGUGGCCUUCCUGGUGAGGCAGGCGUGGCCGCUGGGCCAGGUGGGCUGCAAGGCCGUGUACUACGUGUGCGCGCUCAGCAUGUACGCCAGCGUCCUGUUCACCAGCCUGCUCAGCCUGCAGCGCUGCCUCGCCGUCACCCGCCCGUUCCUGGCGGCCCGGCUGCGCAGCCCGGCCCUGGCCCGCCGCCUGCUGCUCGCCGUCUGGCUGGCGGCCCUGCUGCUCGCCGUCCCGGCCGCCGUCUACCGCCACCUCUGGGGGGGCAGCCUGUGCCAGCUGUGCCACCCGUCGCGGACCCACGCCGCCGUGCACCUGAGCCUGGAGACGCUGACGGCCUUCGCGCUGCCCUUCGGGCUGGUGCUCGGCUGCUACAGCGUGGCGCUGGCGCGGCUGCGGGGCGCGCGCUGGGGCUCCGGCCGGCGCGGCACGCGGGUGGGCCGGCUGGUGAGCGCCAUCGUGCUGGCCUUCGGCCUGCUCUGGGCCCCCUACCACGCCGUCAACAUCGUGCAGGCGGUGGCCGCGCUGGCGCCGCCCGAAGGGGCCCUGGCGAAGCUGGGCGGAGCGAGCCAGGCAGCGAGGGCCGGUACCACGGCCCUGGCCUUCUUCAGCUCCAGCAUCAACCCGGUGCUCUACCUCUUCACCGCCGGCGACCUGCUGCCCCGCGCAGGCCCCCGCUUCCUCACGCGGCUGUUUGAGGGCUCUGGGGAGGCCCGAGGGUGCGGCCGCUCCAGGGAGGGGACCAUGGAACUCCGAGCCACCCCUCGGCUCAAAGUAGUGGGGCGGGGCUUGGGCAACGGAGACCCGGGGGGCGGGGCUGCAAAGGACAGCCAGGAAUGGGACCCGUGACACCAAAUCCUGCUCUUCCCUGUCCACUUCCAUCACCCCUCAGAACUCAGAGACCAAUCGGGAGCCUUGGGAAGACUCUGACCAGUUUGGAUCUGUCGGGGCAGAAUUAUGUACCUGGGCAGGCCCAGGUUCCUCCAAACUGAGGGAUUGCCAGGGAUGAUGGUUCAUGCUAAUGAAAUUGUGCACUUGCAGGUUGGCAUGUGCCCAUGUGCCAGAGCUGCUAAUUUGUUGCCAACAGUUAUUGUGAAAGAC